Messenger RNA from Cydia amplana, 968 nucleotides. RefSeq lists its product as uncharacterized. The record is from RefSeq and is a predicted model, not a curated record. Bases 207 to 947 code for a protein of 246 amino acids. NCBI's taxonomy places the organism in Eukaryota, Metazoa, Arthropoda, Insecta, Lepidoptera, Tortricidae. The transcript has a single exon.
UCGGGUAGGUGAAUAAAAAGUGACAACAUCACCUCAGCUGAUUUAUUUAUUGUUUUUAUUUAUUUUUACAUAUUUUGGACUUAAUCUGACAUACACUUAUGACCAAUUAAAUUGUUUUCACCUACCAGCAGUUAGUCACUAAUUCCUUUUAGUAAAUCUUUAAAUAUCUUCCACUUCACAUUCUUAACCUCAAAGUAACUGUCAAGAUGGAUUCUCUCAAGCAGUCUAUGGCGGAGAUGACUAAAACUUUCAACACUCGGAUGGCAGGGUUCCAGAAAGAGAUUGAGAGGGCUGCUCCAAAAGAUCCCACAGUUGCUUCGGUGUCAGCAGAAUUCCAUACCUUCAAACAAUUCAUCCUGACCACUUUGGAGGCCAUGCAAAAACAAAUUCAGUUUCUGAGUGUGCAGCUGGACCAGCAGGAGAUGCGCUCCAGACGGAAAAUGCUCUUGUUGCAUGGUGUGCCCGAGACUGACCCCGAGACUGACCAGGAAAUGACAUCGACAGUUGUGGAACUUUUGAAUGAGCAUCUCGAGGAUAAGCUAACCAUCAAUGAUGUGAAGCGCUGUCAUCGCUUGGGUCAGCCUCGCAAGAAUCUAACCAGGUGCAUCUUAUUGAAGUUCAGUGAUGUGUCAGUGCGCAACUCUGUCUGGUUCGACAAGAAACGCUUGAAGGGCUCCGGAGUAACACUGUCAGAGUUUCUCACUAAGCCACGGCAUGAUGUUUUCAUGGCUGCCCGGGAGCGUCUUGGUAUCCGGAGAUGCUGGACUCGCGACGGGAACGUGUACGUGCUUGAUGCGGCAGACAAGCGUCACUGCGUGACAUCUGUUGCAGAGGUGGAGCAGUUCCCAGCGGCGGUCUCAGUUGGUGCUCAGGGACCUUCACCUUCGGGCGCCGGUGCUCCCCAGGACCAGUCCAAAAGGCCCAGGAAGCCGCCUAAGAAGUUUUAAUUUGAUCUUUCUUCUCUUGCA